This is a messenger RNA of Penicillium lagena, 630 nucleotides long. RefSeq names its product blue light-inducible protein Bli-3. The transcript is spliced from 2 exons. The record is from RefSeq and is a predicted model, not a curated record. Lineage: Eukaryota; Fungi; Ascomycota; Eurotiomycetes; Eurotiales; Aspergillaceae. The coding region runs from base 1 to 630 and encodes 209 amino acids.
AUGUCCGCCGACUCAACCAUCAACACCUCCACGGGCCAGCACUCCGUGGAUCCCUACAAAACACAGAACUUCGAGAAUCCACCAAUGACCCAGAAGAUUGAGGACCUAGUCAACUUCAUCUCGGAAAUCAAGUUCGGCAUGUUGACUACCAUGCAGUCGAAUGGGGAUCUUUUGGUCUCGCGCUGCAUGGCACUAGCCGCAAAGGAACAUGGCGGCAUCGACCUAAUCUUCCACACAAACCUCUUCUCCGGCAAAACAAUGGACCUCACAACUCACCCCAGAGAAACAAACAUGUCCUUCCUCGACCCGAUCAGCGGCGGCUGGGCCAGCAUCUCCGGAUCCGCCAGCGUGCUCGCCGACCCAGAAACUGUGGAAAAAUACUACUCGCCCGCUUUAAAGGCUUGGCUGGGCGACAUGGGCGACGGGGUGCACGAUGGCGGGCCCACGGAUCCACGCAUUGGUGUCAUUCGGUUGGAGGCGAAGCUGGCGACGCAUGUUGCGUCGAAGAAGGGGAUUUUGGGGCGUGCGGUUGACACGGUCAAGGGGGCUGUUAAAGGGGAUGUGCCCAGUAUUAAUUCUAUUAGGGAGAUUACGGAGGAGGAGUUUGCGGAGUGGAGGAGGAGCCAUUGA